UAUAACAACCUCCUCCUCAUACUCCUUCUAUCUCUUCCUCUCCUCCACUCAGUCCCAGUAGCUAGCCCAAUUUAUAUGCCAACUCGGCUCAUGCACUGACUGACUCCAGUCCUAUUCAAUCAUUUUAGCUGAGGUUGUGUUCAGAGUAUCAGAUCCCAUCUGAUCGAUCGAGCACUCACUUCUACAACAAUGGGGGAAAAGGAAAAGGUGACGAUAAUGAUUCUGAAGGUGGACCUUCAGUGUGAAAAAUGCUACAGGAAGGUCAAGAAAGUUCUCUGUAAAUUCCCUCAAAUACGAGACCAGAUGUACGACGAGAAGAACAACCUGGUGAUCAUCCAAGUGGUCUGCUGCAGUCCUGAAAAGAUCAGGGACAAGCUAUGCUACAAAGGAGGUGGCGCCAUUAAGAGCAUCGAGAUCAAAGUGCCCGAGAAGCCCAAGCCAAAGGAGCCGGAGAAGCCUAAAGAUCAGAAACCCAAGGAGCCGGAGAAGCCUAAAGAGAAACCAAAGGAGCCGGAGAAGCCUAAAGAGCAACCAAAGGAGCCGGAGAAGCCUAAGGAGAAACCCAAAGAGCCCGAGAAACCUAAAGAGAAACCCAAAGAGCCCGAGAAGCUAAAGGUAGCUCCACCUGCGGUGAUCGUUAACCCGUGUUGUAUGGAAUGUUACGGACGGCAUCCUGGUGGUCCCUGCCAAACUGGGUAUGGUUACGGUGGACCUGCCCCUUACAUAGAGUACGAUGGCUACUAUGGAAGGCCGGUCUAUGAUAGUUACGGCGGUGGGAGGAACUAUACUACUAGUUACUGCGUGACCCGCCCCGAUUGUUUCAGUGAAGAAAAUCCCCAAGCGUGCGCCAUCAUGUAAAACCGUACGUACCUACCUACCUAGCUCAUUCUGUGCCUUUCGCUGCCUUUGUGGCAUGGGAAAGUUUCCAGCUGAGUGAUCCGGCCUUCAUUAAUUUUACAGUUGUUGUUGUUAUUGUCUGAUAGAACGAAAGUAAAUAAUAAAGUAUGGUUGUGGUGGACAGGUCACGAUCAGAUUAUCCAGCCAUCCAUUAAUUAAUUAUAGAGCUACAAGAGAUGAAGUUGUUACAAUUUUUAUUCUAAUUAAUGAAAUAAAAGUUUCCAAAAAUUAUUUGCA
This is a messenger RNA of Rosa rugosa (rugosa rose), 1134 nucleotides long. Its product is annotated as protein PYRICULARIA ORYZAE RESISTANCE 21. NCBI's taxonomy places the organism in Eukaryota, Viridiplantae, Streptophyta, Magnoliopsida, Rosales, Rosaceae. Bases 190 to 858 code for a protein of 222 amino acids. Gene Ontology annotation, molecular function: metal ion binding. The record is from RefSeq and is a predicted model, not a curated record. The transcript has 3 exons.